Molecule: messenger RNA, 1703 nt
Organism: Drosophila takahashii
Lineage: Eukaryota; Metazoa; Arthropoda; Insecta; Diptera; Drosophilidae
Product: synaptic vesicle glycoprotein 2A
Biological process (GO): transmembrane transport
Cellular component (GO): membrane
Molecular function (GO): transmembrane transporter activity
Source: RefSeq, a predicted model, not a curated record
AUGGCGGAUCGCGUAAGGGACAAUGCAGAUGAGGCCGCCGAUUUCGAGACGGCGAUCGCUGAGUGCGGUUUCGGGCUGUUCAACGUGUUCAUCCUGUGCAGCGCGGUGCCCUGCCUCACGGCGAUGGUCUUCUCGGCCUCGGCGCUGUCCUACGUGAUGCCCUCCGCCGAAUGUGACCUCGAUCUGAGCAUCGUAGACAAGGGCAUGCUGCAUGCGGUGACCUAUGCGGGAAUGAUCAUCUCGGCGGUGCCCUGGGGAUUCAUAGCAGACACCGUUGGGCGCAGACCGGUCCUCAUUUCCGGCGGCUGGCUCGACGGCUUCUUCGUCCUGUGCGCCUCCCUCAGCCAGGAUACCGCCCAGCUAAUGGCCUUCAAGUUCUUCGACGGCUUUAUUAUUAGCGGUCCAUUUGCGGUGGUGGUCAGCUACCUGGCCGAGUUCCAUGGCAAGAAGCACCGGCCCUAUAUCAUGCUGUUCGUGGGUCUGUGCGUUUCCAUCGGAUCGAUGAUUCUACCCCUGCUGGCCUACGUUUUGCUGCCGGUGCCCAUCUUCUUCAAGGUGGCCACUUUGGAGUUUCGCACGUGGCAGGUCUUCUUGGCGGUUACAUCGGUGCCCAGUUUGCUUUGCGGUUUGCUGCAUAUUUUCCUGCCCGAGAGCCCCAAGUUCCUCAUGUCCCAGGGGAAUUACAAGAGGGCCCUCGACUCCUUUCAGCGGAUCUACAAGCUGAACAAGCGCAAGAGUAGGGAGAGCUAUCCAGUGAAACGUCUCACGGAUCCAACGCCUGAUCGAUCUGCUGAUCUUGAUGGAACUGGCCGGUCCUCAACAAUCAAGGAAAGGUUCAGUCGAGCUAAGAAAAAGUUCCUUGAAGGGGUCUAUCAACUGAGGCCCAUGUUUUCCAAGCCCUACUUGGCCAUUUCUCUGCAGGUAUACUGCUUGCACUUUUGCCAGAUUAUGUGUGUAAACUCGGUGCGUCUGUGGCUGCCGCAGAUCUUCGCCACGAUGAACGCGAUGGAGUCACUGGGGGCAAAUGACACGAGCAUGUGCGCCGUUUUGGAACACAAUGCGAUGGCGGCGGCCAUGAACGAGGAGGCCAAGAGGGUGGAGUGCGCUCUACACCACGACCCGGGCAGCUACUUGGAUAACAUCAUUGUGGCGGGAAUUGGCCUGGUCGGCUUCCUGAUUAUUUUUCCGCUUAUGCGUAUUCGAAUAGUCUCGAAUCACAUUCUCAAGGUUUUCCUAUUCAUCUGCAUUUUCCUGGUGGGAGGCCUGUACUUUGUGAAGACUUCGCUGAUGACAAUGAUCAUUUCUGCGAUUUACCUGACCCUGAUGGGCAUUUGUGCCACCACGAUUAUCGGGACGUCAGUGGUGAUAUUUCCCACUCUGAUGAGGACAAUGGUUCUGCUGCUAAUCAUGACUUUUGGGCGUCUCGGCUCGGUGAGUGGCAACCUUCUGCUGCCCAUUUUCAUGCAACUUAGCUGCCUGGCUCCGUUUCUCUGGCUGUGCUCCCUGAUGACCAUUGCCUUCCUGUUUUCGGUGUUCCUAAAGGUGGACGAUCAGCAGUCGCUGAGUUAACUCAGCGAAGGAUUUCUCCUGAAUGUUUUUGAUAGUCUCACCUGCGAUGGCUUCUGGUCGCAAUUAAUAAUCAACGCAAUCGACUGUGCGGUUAAUUCAACUUAAUUACACUUUAAUCACUUGCACACACGAAA